Messenger RNA from Phragmites australis (common reed), 845 nucleotides. RefSeq lists its product as uncharacterized. The record is from RefSeq and is a predicted model, not a curated record. The coding region runs from base 82 to 624 and encodes 180 amino acids. Lineage: Eukaryota; Viridiplantae; Streptophyta; Magnoliopsida; Poales; Poaceae. The transcript has a single exon.
UUCAACUCUUCCUGGCUUCUUGAUUUCUCCUCUCUCUUCUUUGCAUUUUGAUCACAAUCCGAAUCAAGUCAUCAACCAGCCAUGAAGAGCAUUAGCAAGGCGGCCGAUCUCCUGAGGAAGGCGGCGGCGGCGCUGCGGGGCAAGGCCGGCGUCCUCAGGGCCCGCCUCCUCUUCCUCGCCUCGCUCCGCCGGAGGACGGCGAUAGUCGCUGGGAUAUCCCGCCACAUCCGCGCGCUCGCGCCGGGUCAGCAGGGCCAGGAGAAGGCGGUGCACUGCCGCGGCAUGGACGUCGCCCCUGAGGAGCACGCGGACGCGGACGACGACAACCACCACGUCUUUGGCCUCCCCAAUUGGACACUCACACUACACUCUCUGUUCGACGAGGAGGAAAUCCAUGGCGGCGGUGCCGACGAGAACCGCUAUGGCGACGUGUACUCCGUGGAGGGGAUCGACGACGAGGACGAGCAGUCGGUGAUCGACGUCAUCAGGAGCCGCCGGGAGGGUGACGGGCAGGAGUUCAGAAUCGAAGACGAGAUCGACCAGGCCGCCGACAUGUUCAUCACGAGGGUCCGCCGCCGGAUGAGCGCGCAACCGGGUCUUUUAGCUAGUGGCGGUCUCCAUUAGCUAGUCUUUGUACCAGAGUAAAUUAAUUAAAUUGCCUGAGUCUGAUUAGCUGAUAGGAUCUGUUUGGACCGAGAGAUUCUUUUCAAAAUUCUUGGAUUUAUUUACGAGCUAAUUAAAUCCCAGAUUUCAAAAGAAAUCUUCACAUACAAAUGCCCUGUUAGUAGUAUGUGUGAAGUCUUGCAGCACAUUUUCUUUCAUCUCUACACCGGAUUAAGUUAAUG